Messenger RNA from Gracilinanus agilis (Agile Gracile Mouse Opossum), 2163 nucleotides. It is a transcript of the gene NYAP2, whose product is annotated as neuronal tyrosine-phosphorylated phosphoinositide-3-kinase adaptor 2. Lineage: Eukaryota; Metazoa; Chordata; Mammalia; Didelphimorphia; Didelphidae. Gene Ontology annotation, biological process: phosphatidylinositol 3-kinase/protein kinase B signal transduction; neuron projection morphogenesis. Bases 1 to 2163 code for a protein of 720 amino acids. The transcript is spliced from 6 exons. The record is from RefSeq and is a predicted model, not a curated record.
AUGAUCUCCUGCAAGAUGAUGAGUUCUAAUUCAGAGGAGGAUACCUUGGAUGCUUUUCUCCAGUACAUAGAGGAUAUGGGAAUGAAAGCCUAUGAUGGCUUGGUUAUUCAGAAUGCAUCAGACAUUGCUCGAGAAAAUGAUCGCUUACGGAAUGAAACUAACCUGGCUUACUUGAAAGAAAAGAAUGAAAAACGCCGCAAACAAGAAGAAGCAAUAAAACGCAUAGGUGGAGAAGUUGGGCGAGGACACGAAGGAAGUUAUGUGGGCAAACAUUUCCGUAUGGGAUUUAUGACCAUGCCUGCUCCUCAGGACAGACUUCCUCAUCCUUGUUCAAGUGGCUUUUCCGUGAGAUCUCAAUCCCUUCACUCAGUGGGAGGCACGGAUGAUGACAGCAGCUGUGGCUCUCGGAGACAACCUCCACCAAAGCCAAAACGAGAUCCCAGUACAAAAUUGAGCACUUCAUCAGAGACUGUCAACACCACAGCAACGGGUAAAAGCGUGAGACUCCCUGAGAGAACCGAAGGGCCAGCCAAACCCAGACCCCACAGCGAUGAAUAUUCCAAGAAGAUUCCUCCUCCCAAGCCUAAGCGAAAUCCAAAUACCCAGUUAAGCACAUCUUUUGAUGAAACCUAUAUCAAAAAGCAUGGGCCUACGAAGGCAUCGCUGACGCGGGACACAUCUUUAUCACAGGUGAGCAGUCCUGCACUAGAUGCUGAGGAAGAGGAGCCUGUGUACAUUGAAAUGGUGGGGAAUAUUUUAAGAGACUUCAAAAAAGAGGAAGAUGACCAAAGUGAGGCAGUUUACGAGGAAAUGAAAUAUCCCAUAUUUGAUGAUGUCGGCCAAGAGUCAAAAUGUGAAUUUGACCAUCACAGCUGCUCUUCUCAGUGUGCUACUCCCACAGUGCCUGACUUAGACUUCUCCAAGUCCUCAGUGCCAUGUACUCCAAAGGGUUUGCUUUGUGAUAUUCCCCCUCCCUUUCCAAACUUACUGUCUCAUAGACCCCCACUGUUGGUGUUUCCACCGGCACCCGUCCAGUGUUCCCCCAAUUCUGAUGAGUCACCUCUAACUCCACUCGAGGUCACAAAGCUUCCUGUGUUGGAAAACGUGUCUUACAUCAAACAGCAGGCUGGAGCUUCUCCAUCAUCACUGCCAUCUCAUACUUCUGGUCAUCCUAAAUCAGAGAAAGACCAGACAAUAGCUCAUGGACCAUCUUCUUCUUCCUCUUCUGUCCACUCUUCAUCACCUCCCCACCCUUCCACUUUAUACAGAACACCAUCUCCACAUGGAUACCCUAAAAGUCACUCUGCUUCACCUUCUCCUGUUAGCAUGGGGAGGUCACUUACUCCCUUAAGCCUCAAAAGACCACCACCCUAUGAAUCCUUACAUUCAGGAAGCAUCUCAAGAAGCUCUCCAUCAGUGCCUCAUUCUACAGCCAGAAACACAUUGCAGGAAGGAGGGAAGAUGGUAAAUGCCUCUGUCAAUACCUAUGGGUCAUCUCAGAGUGGCUCCCGCUCAAGAACACCCACAAGUCCUUUAGAGGAGCUCACCAGCCUCUUUACCUCAGGACGAAGUUUGCUGAGGAAGUCCUCCAGUGGAAGAAGAUCAAAAGAACCUGCAGAAAAACCAACAGAUGAGCUAAAGAUAAGAAGCCACAGUACAGAACCACUACCAAAGCUGGAAAACAAAGAGAGAGGCCAUCAUGGGGCAUCCUCUUCUAGAGAGCCAAUAAAAGCUCAGGAAUGGGAUGGAACACCAGGACCACCAGUUGCAUCCAGUAGACUGGGAAGAUCCUCUGUUAGUCCAACCUUGUUAGCGGGAAAUAGCAGCUCAGAGCCUAAAGUAAGCUGCAGAUUAGGUCGGUCUGCAUCCACGUCAGGCGUGCCUCCUCCUUCAGUUACUCCUCUCAGGCAAGCCAGCGAUCUGCAACAGAGCCAGGUGGCAUGCAUGCAGUGGUUGCAUGGAGACCAUACAAUGUUGGAGAUGAUUGAGAAAAAGCGCUGCUUGUGUAAAGAGAUCAAGGCAAGACAGAAAACAGAAAAGGGGCUUUGCAAACAAGACAGCAUGCCAAUUCUACCAAGUUGGAAGAAGAAUACAGGGACUAAGAAGUACAGUCCUCCACCAUAUUCUAAACAACAAACAGUGUUCUGGGAUACUGCAAUAUGA